Molecule: messenger RNA, 765 nt
Organism: Colletotrichum gloeosporioides
Lineage: Eukaryota; Fungi; Ascomycota; Sordariomycetes; Glomerellales; Glomerellaceae
Product: putative pectate lyase E
Exons: 2
Coding region: 1-765 (254 amino acids)
Biological process (GO): pectin catabolic process
Cellular component (GO): extracellular region
Molecular function (GO): pectate lyase activity
Source: RefSeq, a predicted model, not a curated record
AUGAAGUUCUCCGCUGUCCUCGCUGCCAUCUCGGCCUCUGCCGUUAUCGCCGCCCCCGGUGGCCAGUCUGGCCCCAACGGCGCCGCCGCCAUCGAGAAGCGCGCCUCCUUCCCCAUCCCCGCCUCCAAGGGCACCGUCACCUACAAGGCCGCUCAGUCCGUCAAGGGUACCUUCGACGGUGGCUUGAAGACCUACGGCCGUGGCGUCAAGUGCACUGGCCAGGCUGAGGGUGGCGACAAGGACGCCGUCUUCAUCCUCGAGAACGGCGCUACCCUCAAGAACGCCAUCAUCGGUGCCGACCAGAUCGAGGGUGUCCACUGCAAGGGCUCCUGCACCAUCAACAACGUCUGGUGGACUGCUGUCUGCGAGGAUGCUCUCUCCCUGAAGGGUGACGGCAACGCCUCCGUCAUUGGCGGUGGUGCCCGCGGCGCUGAGGACAAGGUCAUCCAGCACAACGGUCUCGGAACCGUCACCAUCGACGGCUUCACCGUUGUCGACUUCGGCAAGCUCUACCGCUCUUGCGGCAACUGCAAGACCAUGGGCAAGCGCUCCGUCGUUGUCAAGAACGUCAAGGCCUACAACGGCAAGAUGCUCACCGGCAUCAACUCCAACAAGGGUGACACCUCCACCAUCACCGGCACCUGUGCCACCUCCGUCAAGGAGAUCUGCACCGAGUUCCAGGGCACCACCCCCGGCAACGAGCCCAAGAAGAUCGGCUCCGGCCCUUCUUCCGCCUGCAAGUACUCCACCCUCAAGGCUUGCUAA